ACACACAUAAACACACAUUCUCUCUCCCCCAAAAACACACACCAAAACAGGGAAAGAGAGAAUUUGCUAAGGGGGAAAAAAAUAGAAUUUUUGCUCUCAUGCAAUAAUUCUCAGAGUGAGUUAUAGUGGAACUCUUCUUUGUCAUGAUAAAAAAGAAUGAGUCCACUUAAACCAGCUUCUGAUGAGACUUCUUUGACGCUGGGCCCUUUUGGAAGAAAGAAUUCCAAGCGCCGGAGUGAUGCAUCAAAACAUGUGGCUGAGACUCUUAACAAGUGGAAAGAGUACUUUGAUAAAAUUGAAUCUAUCAAUGGUAAGCUGGUGCGUAAAGCUCCAGGGAGAGGAUCAAAAAAGGGAUGUAUGAAAGGUAAAGGAGGUCCUGAGAACUCUCGUCAUAAUUAUAGAGGUGUCAGGCAGAGGACAUGGGGUAAAUGGGUUGCUGAAAUACGGGAACCCAAAAAGGGUAGUAGACUUUGGUUGGGUACAUUUGGUACUGCAAUUGAAGCUGCCCUGGCAUAUGAUAAAGCCGCAAGAGUAAUGUAUGGUCCUUCUGCACAGCUCAACCUCCCAAACUAUAACGUAGUAAAAGAGGCUUCUACUGAACCUUCUUUGGAGUUGACAAUGUCGAUACCAGAGUCCACUCUAACCACUUCCCAUGCAGAGUUUGCCAAGGCUGAGGAUUCGAAAGUGACGUCUGAAACAAGUUAUCAUAGUGCAAGCGUUCCCAGCUUUGCUGGCAAGGAAGAAAUGGUGACAAGCUUUCCGGAGCAUGGUGAGAAAGGGAGUUCUAGUCCUCUGCUUUCCUCUGUUGAAAGUCAAGUCGUGCAUGAGAAUAGUAAGUCAAGUUGCAAUGAUGAAGCAUCUCAGCAUGUGAUAGAUUCUCCAACAGAAAGGAAAGAGGUCACUGAUAAAAGUGGCCCCAUGGAUGAAGGUUGCAAGACUGUGUAUGAGGAGAAUUCUGAAAAUUCAACAAAAGAAUGCAUAAUCCCAAGGGGACUGGAGAAAUCAGAUAGCAACUAUGAAUGUGUCGAAGAGAUGCCAUUGGCUGAAUGGUUUGCUGAGAUUCGGAACAGAAAUAUGAGAGAUAGACUCCCUUUGGGAACAGUUGGCGCUGCAAGGUCGAUAAAUGGUGCUUCUUCCUGGCUUAAACUUUCAAAUGAUUGCUCAAAAGUGUCUACGAGAGAAUCCUUCUUGGUUCCCACUGUCUUGGCUUCUAACUGCGAAACGACAUCUAAGUGCAAGAAUGAAAGUCCAGAGGUCUUCAUUUACCACCUUACGAUGGCAUUUUCGUAUAUGCUCGGUUGCUCCGUGUCCUCUGGAUAUAUGUCAGACUUGUCAGUGCCUCGACUUUGGAGAUGAAAAUGAUAGUUUUGAAGGUUUAGGGACUAAGCUUCAUCAUCCUGGUCCUCCAAAUGUUCUGUCUACAUCCUGUUUCCUUCUCCAAGCUCCCUUUUGCAAGUGAACGAUGGUGGCGCUUCGAGAGUAAAUGCUGCAGACCAGCAUAUGGAAGGCCUAAAAUUAAUCUCUCAUAACCUGGUUGAUGUUUAUGUUGACUGUUGAGAAUGGUUCUCAGAGCCCUUCGGAAUAGUCUGGACAGGAAAAGCAAACCUUUCACUUGUUCAACAUAGGUUCAGCUGCUAGAAAGGUAGAGGGUAUUAGUUUCUUGUUUAAUCAUUCAAUGUAGUCAGUCCGCGGAUAUUAUGUCUAAUGUAGGAUGCUUCUCAACUUGUAAUCAUUUCUAUGGUAAGCCUUUUUCUUUGCAUUAGCUAAUGUUGUUUUAGAUUAGAUAAAGUGUGAUGCACUCACAUUAGGACUUGAUCUUUUAUGUAAUUAUUGAGGUAAGGCUUUAGGCCUUCCCCUCCUGGUAAUCACAUUUGAUUAUUUUCACUGCCC
Messenger RNA from Coffea arabica (coffee), 1890 nucleotides. RefSeq lists its product as uncharacterized. NCBI's taxonomy places the organism in Eukaryota, Viridiplantae, Streptophyta, Magnoliopsida, Gentianales, Rubiaceae. Gene Ontology annotation, biological process: response to stress; positive regulation of DNA-templated transcription. Gene Ontology annotation, cellular component: nucleus. The record is from RefSeq and is a predicted model, not a curated record. Gene Ontology annotation, molecular function: transcription cis-regulatory region binding; DNA-binding transcription factor activity.